This is a messenger RNA of Scomber scombrus (Atlantic mackerel), 3864 nucleotides long. It is a transcript of the gene sgsm2, whose product is annotated as small G protein signaling modulator 2. NCBI's taxonomy places the organism in Eukaryota, Metazoa, Chordata, Actinopteri, Scombriformes, Scombridae. Gene Ontology annotation, molecular function: GTPase activator activity. The record is from RefSeq and is a predicted model, not a curated record.
CUGAAAGGCCGGGAAGAGCGGACGGAGAGUGUGAGAGAGACAGACAGACCUGCACACCGCGGACACACGGACAGACAUGGAAGGCUCCACGGAGGAACAAUACAAAGAGAAAUUAUUAUGGAACGUCAAACGAGAGGUAAAGCAGAUUAUGGAGGAAGCGGUGACUAAGAAAUUUGUCCACGAAGACAGCAGCCACAUCAUUGCUCUGUGCACUGCCAUCGAGGCCUGCCUGUUUCACCUGCUGAAGAGACGGGCAGCUGGCUUUCUCCGCAGCGACAAGAUCGCAGCCCUCUUCACUAAGGUCGGCAAAGUCUACGACACCGCCGGCGAGGUUUGCCGCAAAGUGCAGGAGCAACUCCAGCAGCAGGCUGAUCUCACCAAAAGAACCCAGAGCGUUGGACAUGAACCUCUGAGGAGGCAGGGAUCCUCCACCACCAGUCGCCCCCCUCAGCCGCUCUCUGCCCAGGCCAUCAAACACAUCUGGGUCCGGACGGCGCUCUUCGAGAAGGUUCUGGACAAGAUAGUGCAGUACAUCGUGGACAAUUCCAGUAAAUACUAUGAAAGGGAAGCUCUGAUGCAUGACUCAGUGUUUGGGCCCAUCUUGGCAGCCCUACUGGUGGGGCCCUGUGCUCUGGAGUACACCAAGCUGAAGACAUCAGAUCAUUUCUGGACAGACCCAUCAGCCAACGAGCUGGUUCAGCGCCACCGUAUCCACGGGGCCCACAGGGGCCAUGAUGUGUCAGCUGGCCGCCGGCCUGCUCUGGGGAUCCACAAAAGGCAAUCGAGCAGCAACAUGUCAGACGACAGGUUUGCUGCAUCAGCCAGGGAGUAUGUGGAGUCUCUUCAUCAAAACUCCAGAACACACCUUCUCUACGGGAAAAACAACGUCCUGGUGCAACCGAAGAAAGACAUGGAGGUGUUGCGGGGCUACUUGUCACUCCACCAGGCUGGGGACAACCUCACCCUCAAGUGGACGCCCAACCAGCUCAUCAACGGCACACUGGGAGACUGCGACCUGGAAAAGAGUAUCUACUGGGACUAUGCACUGACUGUUCCUCUACGCCAGAUAGUCUGCAUCCACUGUCACCAAAGGCCCGAUUGUGGUGGUACACUGGUUCUGGUCAGUCAGGACGGGAUUCAGCGGCCGCCCCUCCACUUCCCCCCUGGUGGUCACCUCCUGGCCUUCCUCUCCUGUUUGGAAACCGGCCUCCUACCACGGGGUCAGCUUGAACCCCCUCUCUGGUCCCAGAAAGGCAAGGGAAAAGUGUUCCCUAAACUUAGGAAAAGGGGCAGUGCUGCCCGGCUCAUCGACCAGGACAGGAAUGGUGAGGAGCAGACAGCUGCUGACUACGUGUUUCGCAUCGUUUACCCUGGAUACCGAUAUGACGCCACAGUCACCAUAAACUACCACCACACCACGGGCAGCCGCGCUCCGUCGCUGGAUGAUGACGAGGAAGAGGAAGAUAGGCUCCAUGCAAUGAUCUCAAUGAUCUGCUCGCGGAACCUCACAGACCCUAAUGUCAUGAAAGACCACGGGGAGAUGAUGGAGAUGCAGGGUUUUGGAGGCAGCCCGUCGUCGUGGCAACAGACCGAAAUAACCACUCACGAGUCCCUGUGCCAGUCCUGCUCCACAGCUGGUAGCAACGUGUCGUUUGACUACCCGGCUGGCUGCACCUGCAUACACGACCCAUCAGACAUUCACACUGUUCCUCUUAAGAUGCUCUGCCAGAACAUGAAGAGGCAGAUAGUCUCCAGGGCCUUUUAUGGAUGGCUGGCCUACUGUCGACACCUGUCCACCGUGCGGACUCACCUGUCAGCUCUGGUCAACCACAACAUCGUCCCUCCAGACAGACCCUGCGAGGCGUCCGGAGGCCUCAGCAAAGAGGUGUGGAGCAAGUACCAGAAAGACUGCAAGAACUAUAAGGAGCUGGAGCUGCUGAGGCUGGUUUAUUAUGGCGGGGUGCAGCACGACAUCAGGAAGGAGGUCUGGCCCUUUCUGCUGGGACACUACAAGUUUGGCAUGGGCAAAAAGGAUAUGAGCCAGAUUGAUGCAAAGAUCAGUGAGCGCUACCAGCAGGUGAUGCGGGAGUGGAAGGCCUGCGAGGUGAUCGUCAAGCAGAGGGAGAAGGAGAUGCAGUCGGCCAUCUUUGCCAAGCUCUCAUCUGGCAGCAGCAUCGACAGUCAUGUCCUGCGACUUGUCCACAGAGACUCCACACUCAGCAACGAGGUGUUCAUGUCAGUGGAUGAGCCGGACGCUGGGAGCCAGGAGACCCCCAGCGGAGAGGACAGCACUCCCACCAUGACCACCCUGGUCCCCCCUGCAGCCCUCCCCGCAGAGGAGCGCCCCCAGGUGGAGUUUGACUCCCCCGACUCGGGCCUGCCCUCCUCCAGAAACUACUCGGUAACCUCCGCUCAUUCCCAGAUCCUGUCCAGCAUAGACGACGGUCAGAGCACAGAGGAGGAGGGGGGGGGUCGGGAGGAGGGCAGGACUCUGGGUGUGCUGGGGGGUCGUCAGGACUCUCUGACCGAGGACAGACUGUGCAGUCAGCUGGACAAACUGGUGACCAAUGGAGCAGCUGCUGAGGGGGUUUCACCUUCACUCUCCUCAUAUACGAUCGAGCUGCUGGACACAGUCGCCCUCAACCUCCACAGGAUAGACAAAGACGUGCAGCGCUGCGACCGCAACUAUAACUACUUCACCACAGCCAACCUGGAGAAGCUGCGCAACAUCAUGUGCAGCUAUGUGUGGGAGCAUUUAGAGAUGGGCUACGUUCAGGGCAUGUGUGACCUGCUCGCUCCGCUCAUGGUCAUCCUGGAUGAUGAGUGCCUGGCGUACAGCUGUUUCACUCAGCUAAUGAAGAGGAUGAGUCAGAACUUCCCUAAUGGUGGAGCCAUGGACACACACUUUGCCAACAUGAGGUCACUGAUUCAGAUCCUGGACUCUGAGCUGUUUGAACUGAUGCAGCAAAACGGAGAUUACACUCACUUCUACUUCUGCUACCGCUGGUUCCUGCUGGACUUCAAGAGAGAGCUCCUGUACGAGGAUGUGUUUGCGGUGUGGGAGGUGAUCUGGGUGGCUCCCAGGAUUUCCUCACAGCAUUUUGUCCUUUUCCUGGCCUUGGCACUGGUCACCGUUUACCGUGAGAUCAUCAUGGACAACAACAUGGACUUUACUGACAUAAUCAAGUUCUUUAAUGAGAUGGCCGAGCGUCACGAUGUCCAGCACAUCCUGAAGAUAGCACGAGAGCUGGUGCAUAAAGUUCAGUCUCUGAUGGACAACAAGUGACCACAGAAGAAGAAGAGGAGGAAUGGGAGGAUGAAGAGGGAGAGAGUGUCCCACCCUACAGGACACUCAGCUCCUCCUCUCAACCCUCACAAAGUGUUUCUCGGCCUCCAUCAAACCAGAGCAGGUCCAGGGGGUCCAGGUCUCCUCCCUGCCCAGACAAGGACUGUGGGAGCGGGGCAGGAGCGCUGCAGGGGCGGCCUGGCUCUGGAGCUCAGCCUCGAUCUGUUUACAUUUCCCGUCACAUGGAAUGCUGGUGUCCGUUCAAACAUGUGGAUAUGUCUGCAUGCUUGUCAGUUUGAUCACACUGUGAACGCAUUCUUGAGUCUCCCCAGUCCUCCAGAGCUUGUGUGCGUGCAUGAAAACACACACAUACACACACACACACACACACACACACACAACACAGCAUUGGCUCUAUCAAUACUCCAGUUUUCUAGAGUCUCACCCCCUUUCCUCUACUCUCAAAGUGAACAUGAUGCCUGUCAGUGGAGGAGUACUACAGGAAGGCUGAAGCGUUCCAGUGGAGGCCACUAGAGUGCAGGAUUUACACACUGCAUAGUAAGAGGAGCAGAAGACGU